Molecule: messenger RNA, 4543 nt
Organism: Nyctereutes procyonoides (raccoon dog)
Lineage: Eukaryota; Metazoa; Chordata; Mammalia; Carnivora; Canidae
Gene: PML
Product: PML nuclear body scaffold
Biological process (GO): intrinsic apoptotic signaling pathway in response to DNA damage; positive regulation of DNA-templated transcription; PML body organization
Cellular component (GO): nucleoplasm; chromatin; PML body
Molecular function (GO): zinc ion binding; ubiquitin-protein transferase activity
Source: RefSeq, a predicted model, not a curated record
CUGAGUGGGGCCGUCCCUCCGACGGGCUCCGGCGACCGCGAUCCGGCGCCUGCCUCUCGGUUUCGCUUCUCCUCCCCCGCCUCAGGCUCAAAACCCAGAAGCGAAACUGUGCUGGGAUCCAUGCAGCAGGAGCCCGCGCCCCCCCGCUCUCCGGCUCCCGGGCAGGACCCCGCACCGCCCCCGGCGCCCAGCAUGCCUCCCCCGGAGCCCGCCUGCGAGGGCCACCAGCCCAGCCCCAGCCGCAACCCCGCGGAGCAAGCCCUGGAGGAGGAGUUCCAGUUCCUGUGCUGCCAGAGCUGCCAGGCCGAAGCCAAGUGCCCCAAGCUGCUGCCGUGUCUGCACACGCUCUGCUCGGGAUGCCUGGAGGCAUCGGGCCUGCGCUGCUCCAUCUGCCAGGUGCCCGGGCCUCUAGGCGCUGGCUCGCCGGCCCUGGACAACGUCUUCUUCGAGAGCCUGCAGCGGCGCCUGUCGGUUUACAGGCAGAUCGUGGACGCGCAAGCUGUUUGCACCCGAUGCAAAGAACCUGCGGACUUCUGGUGUUUUGAGUGCGAGCAGCUCCUCUGUGCAAAGUGCUUCGAGGCGCACCAGUGGUUCCUCAAGCACGAGGCUCGGCCCCUGGCAGAGCUCCGGAGCCAGUCGGUGUGUGAGUUCCUAGACAGCACUCGAAAGUCCAACAGCAUCUUCUGCUCCAACCCCAACCACCGCACCCCUAUGCUGACGAGCAUCUACUGCCGAGGCUGCUCCAAGCCGCUGUGCUGCUCGUGCGCGCUCCUGGACAGCAGCCACGGCGAGCUCAAGUGCGACAUCAGCGCGGAGAUCCAGCAGCGCCAGGAGGAGCUGGACACCAUGGCCCGGGUGCUGCGGGACCAGGACGGCGCCUUCGGGGCGGCGCACGCGCAGAUGCACUCGGCCGUCAGCCAGCUGGGCCGCGCGCGCGCCGACACCGAGGCGCUGAUCCACGCGCAGGUGCGCCAGCUGGUGGAGCACGUGCUGGCGCGGGAGCAGGAGCUGCUGGCGGGGGUGACGGCGCGGUACCAGCGCUGCUACGAGGAGCUGGCGGGCCGCAUGGGCCGCCUGGAGGCCGUGCUGCAGCGCAUCCGCACGGGGAGCGCGCUGGUGCACAGGAUGAAGCUCUACGCCUCGGACCAGGAGGUGCUGGACAUGCACGGCUUCCUGCGCGACGCGCUCGGCCGCCUGCGCCAGGAGGAGCCCCGCGACCUGCACACGGCCGUGCGCACCGACGGCUUCGAGGAAUUCAAAGUGCGCCUGCAGGAGCUUGUCUCCUGCAUCACGGGGGGCAGAGAUCUAGCUGUACCCAGGAGAGCCAGCCCAGACGCUGCCAGCACUCCCAGGGACUCUUUAGACGUUGACCAGACCCCACCGCCAGAGGAGAUGCUGGGGAGUCUGGCGCAGGCCCCGCAACUGGCGGGUCCGGCACAGGCCCCGCAGCUGGCGGAGACCCACAGUGUGGCUUUGGUACAGUCUGUGCCCGGGGUCCACCCGGUGCCGGUACACGCCUACUCCAUCAAAGACCCGUCCUGUAGAGAGGAGGUCUGCAACAAAGUCACUCCCCAGAAGAGGAAGUCCUGCCAAACCGAGUGCCCCAGGAAGGCCAUCAAGAUGGAGUCUGAGGAGGAGCGGGAGACUCGGUUGGCCCAGAGCUCCCCGGAGCAGCCCAGGCCCAGCACCUCCAAGGCGGUCUCGCCACCCCUGGAUGGGCCCUCCAGCCCUGAAAGUCCCAUCAUGGGAAACGAGAUCUUUCUGCCCAACAGCAACCACUCAACCGGCGACCCUGGGGAGGCAGAGGAACGCGUUGUGGUGAUCAGCAGCUCGGAAGACUCAGACGCUGAAAACUCGUCCUCCCGAGAGCUGGACGACAGCAGCAGCGAGUCCAGUGACCUCCAGCUGGAGGGCCCUAGCUCCCUCAGGGUCCUGGACAACAGCCUCGCCGGCCCCCAAGCAGAAGACAGGCCCCUGGUUUUCUUUGACCUCAAGAUUGACAGUGAAACCCAGAAGAUUAGCCAGCUGGCGGCUGUAAACCGGGAGAGUGAGUUCCGCGUGCUCAUCCAGCCCCAGGCCUACUCCAGCAUGUUCUCCAAGGCCGUCUCCCUGGAGGUGGGGCUGCAGCACUUCCUUGGCUUCCUGGGCUCCAUGCGCCGCCCCGUCCUGGCCUGCUCCAAACUGUGGGGGCCCAGCCUCCCGAUUUUCUUCCAGGCCCUGGAAGACAUGAACAGGCUUUGGGGGUUCCAGGAGGCCAUCUCGGGCUUCCUGGCUGUGCUGCCCCUCGUCCGGGAGCGGGUUCCCCAGGCCAGCAGCUUCAGACUCGGGAGUCUGGCCAAGACCUACCUGGCAAGAAACGUGAACGAACGCAGUGCCCUGGCCACCGUCCUGGCCCUGCGAGACCUGUGCCGGCUCCUCGAGAUCUCCCCGGGCCCUCGGCUAGCCCAGCACGUCUACUCCUUCAGCAGCCUGCAGUGCUUUGCGUCCCUGCAGCCCCUGGUGCAGGAGGCCGCCCUGGUCCAGGCCCAGGCCCGCCUCCUGGCCCUGCACAAUGUGAGCUUCACCGAGCUGCUGGCCGCGCACCGCCGUGACCCACAGCAGGGCUUGAAGAAGUACAGCCGCUACCUGGGCCCGCAGACCAGCAUGUCACCCCCCAGCCAGCGAGCUGUCAGCCUGCAGGCCCUGAGCACCUACUUCAAAGGCCGGUCGGAGGGGGCCGUCUCCGCUCAGGCACAAGGCCUCUCCACCCUUCUCACUGGCCACAGCUUUGCAAAGAGGGCAUGCCAGCAGAGCUGAGAGGAAGCCAAGACUGGCUUGGGAUCUCUAGGUACAGAGAGGGAUGGGGUCCCUGAGCCAGCCGCCUGCCCGACCCAUCACAGCAUUCCCGUGUCCUAAUCCCUAGCACUCAGUCGUCUUUUGGUCCAGAAUCAGCUCUCUGGGACCAAAUUCCCCUUCUCUAAAAACCCCACAGAGAAGGUUCUAAGUCUGAGUUCUAACCACCCAGGGCCACCAGAUCCCCUUUCAGGCUUUGGGGGCACCAGUAGGUUGGUUUCCCCUGAGCCCUGGCCCCUCUUGUCAAGGAGCCAAAACCAGGGCGUAAAGAAGGCCUGGCCUCCGGGCCGAGUGGCCCCCCCCACCCCCAACUUGCCACUUCCAUGAGUGUCCCUGCAGCCCCUCCCUGACCCCCAGUCACUGCAGUAGGGGACCUGCUGGUAGUCCCCGCAGACAGUGCCCGCAACACCCACGGGUACCCCAAGUGCCUUUCAAACCAAACUGCCCUCUUGAGUUUGGUUCUCCCACCGUCUGCCUGUCUGAAGGCCAGCUCUCUGUUCACUUCUUUGGGAACAAAAUGUAUUUUUGUCCCCAGAGGGCCUCAUAUCUGCAGAGGCAGAAGCUGCUGCUCCAUGCCUACCCCUCCUUCCAAAGUAUGACCCUUCCGAGCUUGCUUCUUUCCUGCUGGCCACGCAGCCACCUCCUCUUAGUUAGGCUUUGCUCCUUGGUCCUCAGGCCGCCAGCCCCUGUCUGCAUGGCUUUUGCCCUCUGCAUUGCCCACAUCCGCCACACCGAGGAGUGUCCUCCUACCCAGCGCUGCUUGCCACAUACACCAGGGACUUGCAGUGUUGGCAUCCCCCGAGAGCCCUCCCCCGGCCCUCUGGAAUCAGCAUCUCUGAGGUGGACCCAGCCAGCUGUUUAAGCACAUCCUCCAAAUGAUUCUGAUGCCUGCUAAGACUCAGAGCCAGUGUUCGGUUAGACUGCUCCCCGAAAGAGGAGCAGGGCGCUGUAGCAGAGCCCGUCCUAGUCCGGACAGGGAGUGUGACCUAGGAAAAGACCCCUUCCCGAGCUCCAGCAUACCCACCUGAUAAAUGGGCCAGUCGGUCCAGCUGGUCUCUGAGUUCCCGUCCAGCUCUGCCAUUCUGGGUUUAGACAUGGACGAUGGCCACCGAGGCAGUGGACAAGGGCUUAAACCUAGCUCUCAGCCCUAAGCCAAGGUCCCCAGCGUUGUGGUCGUACCAGAGAUCAGCAGCAGAACACCGGCAGGUCAGGGCCUUCCCUCUGACUAGCAGAACCACUGGCCCUGCCCUGCUACCCAAUGUUCCCUCUUCCUUGGCUCCUGCCACCAGGACACAGCCCAGACCUCCAGCUUCCAGAGCCUGAGCUUUCACAGGGGGGAGGUCUGCGUGCCCACGCCUCAGCCCCCAUUCAUCGAGGUGCCCUGGAGAUUCCCUAAGGGAUUACCUAGGAACUGGCUGCCACAGUGGGAGCACUGGUCCUACGGUGAACCCCAAUGCGUUUGACCGCAGGUUUUCUAACAAAGGGCUGUUGUGCCUCUCUCCAGUUAUGCAGCCUUUAAUAAAGAUGCAAAUGUUGGGGGAUCCCUGGGUGGCUCAGUGAUUGAGCAUCUGCCUUCGGCUCAGGGCAGGAUCCCAGGUCCAGGGAUUGAGAACCAUGUCGGGCUCCCGGCAUGGAGCCUGCUUCUCCCUCUGCCUGUGUCUCCCUCUCUGUGUGUGUGUGUGUCUUUCAUGAAUAAAUAAAUAAACUCUUA